Messenger RNA from Oryza brachyantha (malo sina), 1383 nucleotides. Its product is annotated as bifunctional protein FolD 1, mitochondrial-like. Gene Ontology annotation, molecular function: methylenetetrahydrofolate dehydrogenase (NADP+) activity; methenyltetrahydrofolate cyclohydrolase activity. Gene Ontology annotation, biological process: tetrahydrofolate interconversion. The record is from RefSeq and is a predicted model, not a curated record. The transcript has 5 exons. Gene Ontology annotation, cellular component: cytosol. NCBI's taxonomy places the organism in Eukaryota, Viridiplantae, Streptophyta, Magnoliopsida, Poales, Poaceae. The coding region runs from base 99 to 1259 and encodes 386 amino acids.
AUCUCCUUCUGGAGCCAACGUGGCCCAAAAAAAGCUCGACCGUCGAUAUCGCUUCCGGGUUCUGGCACGUCGCGCUCGCCGCCGCUUCGUCGGAGGAGAUGGGCGGCGCCGCCGUGGCCCUGCUCGCGGCCGCUCGCCGGCGCCCGGCUACCCCGCUCUCUUUCUUUCUCCCUCGCGCGGGGCUCCACGAGGCUGCCACUCCGGCGACGGAGGAGGAGAAGGGGGGGACGCGGCGGAGGCGGAGCAGGAGCAGCAGCAGCCGCCUCCUUGGGCCGGACAUCCCUGAUGCCUGGGACCAGCCCCCGAGCUCCGUAGCGCGGCCGCCUCCUCCGAGCGGCGCUGGAGUUGAUUAUGGGUCCACUGCAACCAUUAUUGAUGGCAAGUCUGUUGCCGAGGACAUAAGGUUUCAGAUCACUGAAGAAGUUCGUCAAAUGAAAAAUGCUGUGGGGCAUGUGCCUGGCCUAGCUGUUGUGUUGGUAGGCAAUAGAAGGGACUCUCAAUCAUACGUGCGAUACAAAAUAAAGGGUUGUGAGGAAGUUGGAAUAAAAUCUUUGUUGGCAGAGUUGCCUGGGAACUGUACUGAAGAUGAAGUGGUGGAUUCUGUUUCAAGAUUCAAUGAAGAUCCAUCUAUUCAUGGCAUCCUUGUACAAUUACCUCUACCACAGCAUAUGGAUGAGGAAAGGAUUCUGAGCGCUAUUAGCCUAGGGAAGGAUGUGGAUGGUUUCCAUCCAUUGAAUGUUGGUAAUCUUGCCCUUAGAAGUCGGAAACCAUUAUUUGUGCCCUGUGCUGCAAAGGCUUGCCUUGAGCUAUUGCUCCAAUCUGGGAUUGACCUCAUGGGAAAGCAUGUCGCUAUGAUUGGGAGAAGCAAAGUUGUUGGGUUGCCCACUUCUUUACUUUUACAGAGACAUCAUGCAACUGUUAGUAUUAUCCAUGCUUUCACAACAAAUCCAGAAGAGAUUACUCGUCAAUCUGAUAUUGUGAUCUCAGCUGCUGGAGUGGCCAAUCUUGUAAGAGGAAGCUGGUUAAAGGAAGGUGCAGUUGUGAUCGAUGUUGGAACAAACCCAAUUGAGGAUCCAACCAGUGAUUACGGCUAUCGGUUAACUGGAGAUGUAUGCUUCGAAGAAGCAGCGAGGGUGGCCUCUGCUAUUACUCCAGUUCCUGGCGGUGUGGGGCCGGUGACCAUUGCGAUGCUUCUUGCCAAUACACUUGACUCGGCCAAACUAGCUUAUGGCUUAGCCACUGAGCCCCAUGAAUUGUAAUCUUGCUGUGUAAACUAGUUUUUCUUUUUAUUUGCUCGUUGCUCUCACUUUUGGCUGUAUUGAGAGAGAGCUGGGAUGUAAGUGUAACAUAUAUUUUGCUGAAUAAGAUACGGUUAGUCGUGCC